Messenger RNA from Salmo salar (Atlantic salmon), 2203 nucleotides. NCBI's taxonomy places the organism in Eukaryota, Metazoa, Chordata, Actinopteri, Salmoniformes, Salmonidae. The record is from RefSeq and is a predicted model, not a curated record.
GCCAGAUUAGAAGGGUCUAGGAUUCCUUUGUAAGGCACAGCAAGAAAGACAAUCAGAUACAAUAUCAGGGAUCUCCUGGUAAGGCUUCUGGCUACCAUUAGUUCUGAAUACUGAGGUUUUGAUGAGAAAAAUGGCUGUGAGUUUUGAAAUGUCUUUGAGAAUUUCUUGGAUUUGUUGCCUGCUAAUUGGAGGGAUAACCUGUUAUCCUCCACCUAAAGGUAACUAUAGAUAUAUUCCCCCAAAUAAAUUAAAAGGAACCACGACUGGCCCAAAUACUUUAGGUGGAGCAACUGGAUCCCGUACCUCAGCAGCAGAAGCAGCCACCCACAAUGCCUCAGCAAGUGCCACGACUGGCCCAAAUACUUUAGGUGAAGCAACUGGAUCCCGUACCGCAGAAGCAGCCACCCACAAUGCCUCAGCAAGCGCCACGACUGGCCCAAAUACUUUAGGUGAAGCAACUGGCCACAGUGCCUCGGCAGCGGCCCCCGUAAUGCCUCGGCAGCGGAAGCGGCCACCCAUAAUGCCUCGGCAAGUGUGGUAACUGGCCCAAAUACCUUAGGUGAAUCACCUGGCCACAAUGCUUCAUCAGGUGUCACGGCGUGCCCAAAUACCAUGGGUGAAGCAUCUGACUCCCGUGCCUCAGCAGCAGCAGCAACCCGAAAUGCCUCAGCAAGCGUCACAGCUGGGCCAAAUACCUUAGGUGAAGCAACUGGCCACGGUUUCUCGGAAACAACUGGCCACAGUGCCUCGGCAGCGGAAGCUACUGGCCACAGUGCCUCGCAAGCGGCCCCCCAUAAUGCAGCGGAAGCGGCCACCCAUAAUGCCUCAGCAAGUGUGCUAACUGGCCCAAAUACCUUAGGUGAAGCAACUGGCCACAAUGCUUCAUCAGGCGUCACGGCUGGCCCAAAUACCUUGGGUGAAGCAUCCGACUCUCGUGCCUCAACAGCAACCCGAAAUGCCUCAGCAAGCGUCACGGCUGGGCCAAAUACCUUAGGUGAAGCAACUGGCCACGGUUCCUCGGCAGCAGAAGCAACUGGCCACAGUGCCACCCACAAUGCCUCGGCAAGUGUGGCAACUGGCCCAAAUACUUUAGGUGAAGCACCUGGCCACAAUGCUUCAUCAGGUGUCACGGCUGGCCCAAAUACCUUGGGUGAAGCAUCCGACUCCCGUGCCUCAGCAGAAGCAGCCACCCACAAUGCCUCAGCAAGCGUCACGGCUGGCCCAAAUACCUUAUGUGAAGCAACCGGCCACAGUGCCUCAAGUGCGGAAUCUGGUUCAAAUGCCUCGGCAGAAGCGACAGGCGCCCUUGCCUCGGCAGAAGCGACAGGCGCCCUUGCCUCGGCAGAAGCGACAGGCGCCCUUGCCUCGGCAGAAGCGACAGGCGCCCUUGCCUCGGCAGAAGCGACAGGCGCCCUUGCCUCGGCAGAAGCGACAGGCGCCCUUGCCUCGGCAGAAGCGACAGGCGCCCUUGCCUCGGCAGAAGCGACAGGCGCCCUUGCCUCGGCAGAAGCGACAGGCGCCCUUGCCUCGGCAGAAGCGACAGGCGCCCUUGCCUCGGCAGAAGCGACAGGCGCCCUUGCCUCGGCAGAAGCGACAGGCGCCCUUGCCUCGGCAGAAGCGACAGGCGCCCUUGCCUCGGCAGAAGCACAGCCUUGAACAGGAGGGCCAACUCCUCAAGCAACAUGGAUUUUAGCAGCAGUGAUGUUUCUCAGGAUUUUGUGUCUGAUGGUGACAAUGAAGGCACCUAAUGUGUCAGCUCCAGCAGCGUUCAAGGCAGCAUCGUUGAACAGUCAGUUCUCAUCCCAAUAUAGUUACAAAUCGUUUAUGAGAAUGGCAGAACUGUCUACUCCCAAUCCUGCCACACCACUGGGGAGGUUAUACCUUUUUGAUAGCGGAGAAGCAUAUCCCCACCUGCUAAAAACUCACAACCUGUUAAAGGAACCCCACCACAAGGGAACGGCUACUGGGAUGCAAUGUAUAACUUUUACACAUCUGAACUUUGCGUUCUGAUUUUGAAAUCCUUUGUACUAAUCAUCUAUCAACAGAAUUGUAAAUGUAGAUUCAUCCUUUGGAUGACAAUUCUGAGUUGUUGCUGACACUUUCUUUAAGCUUCCACUGUAUGCUUUUGCGACGGCCAGGGAGUUGCUGCUGCUCAUGCUACCCUGCAUUACUUGUAAAACAAUAAAAUAUUGUACCUUUAAAA